Messenger RNA from Mycosarcoma maydis (corn smut), 789 nucleotides. RefSeq lists its product as uncharacterized. The transcript is spliced from 2 exons. NCBI's taxonomy places the organism in Eukaryota, Fungi, Basidiomycota, Ustilaginomycetes, Ustilaginales. Gene Ontology annotation, biological process: proteasome assembly. Gene Ontology annotation, cellular component: nucleus; cytosol. The record is from RefSeq and is a predicted model, not a curated record. The coding region runs from base 1 to 789 and encodes 262 amino acids.
AUGACGAAAUCACCGUUCUACACGCCCACCUCUUCCUGCAAACUGGACGGCACAACGCUCAUCAUACCUGCCGUUUCCAUCGGCUCGGUUCCUCAACUAGCGGUCGACUUGCUACUCCACGACGCUUCGCUCUCCCUGGUCAAAGUGGGUCGCAUCGACCCGAGCUUCUGCUUUCCCUUUGUGGGACCGUCUGAGACCGAAGAUGCUUACGACAUUACGACGUCAUUGGAAGUGUUCUGCAACGGAUCCGUAACAGUGAUCCAACAGCGUUCUCCCGUUUACAAAUCGCUCAACUCGAGCUACAUUUGCGCUCUGAUCGACUGGAUUACCACGUCGCACUUCAAAGAAGUGCUCUGGCUUACAUCGAUCGAUGCGGCUGCCAGGACAGACGACGAAUUCUGCACGCCCAUCCUCAGCCUCUUGCCUGCCAACUCGACACCUUCAACACGCAUCCUCGCAAGCCUACAAACCUCGUUCCCUCAGUUCAAUCCUCCCUCGAUCCAGUCGCUGCAAAUACCGACCAAGACGCACAUCGACGUACCGCAUAUCCCGGGAUCGCUACUCACCAGAAAGCUGCUUCACCACAUCUCGCAUUCAAGCGUCAAAGACUCGUUUGGCGCUCUCCUCUACUUUGCUGCUGAAGGAGACACGCGUCCAGACGCACACAAUCUUGCCACCCUCGUUGUUUCCCUCCUUUCAACUACCACAACACCACAACUGCUGCUCAAAGAGCCUCGGUCAUGGUCAGCUCUGUUUGGUCGACCGGCCGCUUCCGCAUUGUAUGCCUAA